UUAAAUGUUACUCUAACCAACUUCAUUGUUUUGAAAUUUUAAUUUCAUUAAUGGUUCAUUUAUGCAUGGCUCUAUCAUUUUAAUAACAAUUAUUAAUUUAAUUUAGUCAUAAGUGUUCUUAUCAAUCUUAAUGAUAAUUUAUAAAAGUUAUUACUUCUUUACAGGUUUAAAGUUAAGUUCAAUUCAAAUUUGAAUUUAGUCUUUUCAUCUAGUGGAGCCCUCCAAUUAGCCAAACUUCAAAAGGAAAAUUCAGAUUUUUCUACUACGUAGGCUAAGCAGUUACUAUAUAACACAAUAAAACCAACACUUCUUGUAGUGUCAACUCGACAGCGCCACCGCUUUGACAUCCUUAAAUACACCUAAUGCUAAGAGAAAACUAACUCCUUUGUUCUCUCUUUCUACUAGUUAUCUUCUUUUAACUAGACUAAUGAUGCUGGUUUAAGGAUUGUGCUUGUGAGAGUCAAAAAGCAGAGAAUUUUAGAAACAUUUAAUAGAUGUUUGGGACACUUGAACACUUUUAAUUGUUAAAAUUGUCUGAUCUCACCCCUCCUUUCUCACUCAUCAGGUCACCAAGAAGAUAGGCGUCGUUAGAUCCAAUUCUAAACACGCAUCCAGAAACAAUUUAUUUGGUGUACGGAGUCAAUCCUAUUCAGAAGCCAAUACUGUUAUUGUUGUCCUACUUUCUGUCACUUCAGAAGAAAGUUAAUAUCAACUUCAGUCCUGGUAUUUAGAAAUCUUAUUUUUAUAUUUAACAAAAGCUAAAGGAACCUUCUCUCUAGGAAAGUGGAAACUACAGAUUUUCACCCUACUCCUUGGUCUCCCUAUCACUUUUGUUUUUCUUUGUUCUCUCACUGUGUCUGUGCUACUGACUCUUUCCACAGAGACUACCAGUUAGACACGCGUACCCACCAGAGGGCCACAGUUCCAGAGAACCACACUUCACUCAACAUUAGAACACACUUAACAUUGCACAUUAACAUUUCUCCUUUUCUGUUUGCAUUGUUCUACCUUCUUUUUCUUUUCUUUCUCCUCUCUAUCUCUCUUCAAGGUCUGUGUCAGUUAAAAUCCUAAGUCCUCCCCCCGCCGCAAAACAUGGCUCACUCCAAAGAUCCUGUUGGCCACUGGAAGGACCUGGAAACGUGGCUGAGCGUUGUAACAGGCAGUCUCCUCCCUAAAGCUGCCGAAACACUGCAGCCCCUGACGCAAAACCAAUUGGAUGAGAACAUAGACAGCAUCAUGAAGCAAGACCCAAGUCAAAGCUUCAACCACAAGGAGCUGGCCAAAAUCACUGGUACUUUGAGUCACACACUCAUAGCCACCCUCAAAUUGAGUGACAGACAUGCCUCCCAACUCCAACACAAGCUGACACGCCUGCAAGCCCGCAUCGAGCAGCUAGAGCUAGAGGCUCAGGAACGUCUGGAACAACCAAGUGAGGUGGAUGAAGGUACCACAGAGGAGAUCAACAAACUACAAGAAGCCCUAACAGCCAUCACAGAAGAAAGAGAACAAGCCAGAGCAGACCACGCUGACGUCGCUAACAAGCUAGAUUACGCUGAACAGCUACUGAAGGAAGCGAAGGUGGACUUAAGAGACAAAAAGGCCAGAAUCAAAGCCCUUGAAACUCACCUGAGCGAAGCAAGACAUGAGAUCGACAGACUAAUGCAGGAAGUGGAUGACAUCAAAGAGGAGUCCGCCAGUGAACUCAGGCAUGCCUAUGCACUGCGCUAUGAACCUCCAAAGACAAGAUGUGCACCAGCCUCGCCCCUGCCAAGCAGGAUAGGAUCCCCUGUCCCUGAGCUCUCACCUAUUGAAAGAUGUGAGAAACCAUGCCGAAGAUCUUCACCAGCACCUUCUGAAGAGCCUUACCUUACCCCACAGCGACGAGAACCUGUGAUAGCCAGUCACAGAUCGUCAUACAGUCUGGACCUUAAAGACCUUGACAAGCUGGCCAGAAACAUUGGCAAGUUUACUCCAAGUGUGUCAGGUGGUCUGGAGGUCCACACUUAUUUGCAAGACAUUGAUUUCCAUCUGGAAAUGAGACCUAAUGUCUCUAAUAAAGAAAGACUGUAUUUGCUUCGAGCCACAUCCAGCACUGAGGUGCGCAGCUUCCUGGACCGACAACCGGCUCGGGUAAAGAAUGAUUAUCGCUUGCUCCAAGAAGCCCUCAUCAGAGAGUUUGCAAACCCUGAAUCAGAUCAAGGACUGUUAGGUGCUCUGGAGACAAAACAAGCUCGCAACGAGUCCCCACAUGCUUACUACAACCGACUCAGGCAAGCCUUUUUCGGAACUCGCAACGAACCGAAUAUGGAAGAAGACCUGAACUUUAAGAUUCUCUUCCUGAGAAACCUCCAUCCUGCAGUAAGCCAACAUCUCGGAGUACUCGCAUGCCCACGAACAAUGAGCAUCCAGCAAUUGCGAGAUUUGACACAGAAAGCCCACGACAAACAAAAGAUGGUGUUAGAGAAGAACACUAAAACUGCAAAAGUUCUUGACUUUAACACCCAGAAUCCAGAACUGGCACUAGAGGGUGCCCAACGCCCAAACAGCGUGAGACCACUAUCCCCAGCGUGGAAUGCGUCUCCGUCCAAUAGACAACGGAACUCCUAUGCUGACACAAGAUUCAAACAGAGGAACAGUCACUGGGAUGGACCGCGUGGACAACGACGCUCACCUGAACACCACCGGGAAAGAAACCAAUGGGGGUCGAACAAAAACUGGUCACCAUCCAAGGGAAGACAUCAAAAACCUGGAUCAUCAAGUCCAAGGAGUCAACGAAGGUACUCCAAAAACUUCCACCCUGACAACGCUCAGAAUCAAUCCCAGCAAGAGGAAAAUGCCCCACCGGGAUUUGACCCUCAAGAACUGGUAAAAUUGAUGAUGAAAGAGUUUCUCAAAUGCAUAGAGGAGGACAGGAAACGGGAAAAGGAAAAAGCAGAUUCAGCCUGACUAGUCGCCGAGCGGAGAAGCAACAACCGCCUGAACCAACAAACACUUGCAGGUGAAAGCCCUCAGGCUCCCAAAAGUGCCGUUCGGGUCGUCUGCCACUUCUCCGACAAACCUCAGUUCAGUCCUAAACUCUUCCUGACCCAUGCCAAACUCCGCUACCUCCGUUACUGGAUGAACAUUUGACAGCUCUAUCAUCACUGAACAACAAAUGGGGGAGGACCACAACUUGACACAGAUCAACUGUUCUACCCUCUACAUACUAACAUAUCCUUUGACAUUCUAGGGAACACCUAGUUAAACACAACACUAAUACUUUCUCCUCUACAGCACUGCUAGAACAACCUCUAGUAAGAGAGGAGCCACUUCACAUAUGCAACACUGUUAUUGCUGGUUUUUAACCUACCUUGUUUUUUUGCAUCCCUGUACCUCUUGAUUUCCUUCUUUCUCUCUCUCUCCCUAACUGAUUUGCAGUUCCAGUCCCCUCUACAGGGAACUCCUGCAAAUUCAUGCAUAGGGCCUAAAAGUAGAAUUGACUCCUUCUCCCAAAUUAGUGUCAAUUGCUGCAGAAUUAUUGCUUAUUUAAGUUGAAGCUAGCGCCACUCCAUACUUGCAAUGAAGUAAACUAGCUAAAUAACUAAAUUUGAAUUAUUUCAGGCAAUGUUACACUACACCUUGUGUUCUUAACCCGAACAAUUUAAGCUAAAACCUGCACCAGAACUCAGUCUAUGGAAUGGAAAUGUGGUUUGUGUCUUGUGUGUCUGUUCUCUCUCUACCUAUGCCUCUUGUUCCAGUGUCUGCCGAUGUUCAUGCCAGGAACAUCACCAUCCAAAUGGGGGAUGUGGGGAGUCAACGGAUCGUUCCAGAACCGAACAAGCCACAGACCAUGUUAUCCUUAAAAGAUUGGUUGGUGCCUACGAGUCUGAGAUUGAUUUCAUUUUCAAAGCAAUCCAC
Danio rerio (zebrafish) is the source of this 3897-nucleotide messenger RNA. The record is from RefSeq and is a predicted model, not a curated record. Lineage: Eukaryota; Metazoa; Chordata; Actinopteri; Cypriniformes; Danionidae.